CCUCAUCUCCUGAACUGCCUAACCUUCCUGCUCUGUUCUGGCACUGUUCAUGCCAGUAUACUAGCUAAAAGAACUUAUUCGACAAACAUUGUUCGCUCUACGCCUGCUCGACCUUUCGGGUUUCUCAACUCUUCUUGCGUGUGACCGUGUACUUUUGUUUAUCUUCGCAAAACAAACCCCACAACCACAGCUGGAUUUCCAGCCAAACUUGCAUAUUGAAGCAUCUGUCGGAAGGUUACCUGAAUUACAAUCUUAGGCAAAAUGACUCUCUACUACAGCCUUGUUUUCUGCCUGUUGGUGUUUGAGAUGGCGGUCUUCAUGGGCCUCAUCAUCCCUCUUCCAUUCACCGUGAAGAGGAAGCUCUUCGCUUUCAUUUCGGAAAGUCCGAUAGUAGCUAAAUUACAAUAUGGAUUAAAGAUCACAUUCAUCUUUAUCCUUAUCCUCUUCAUCGAUAGCGUCAACCGCGUAUACCGUGUGCAGCUGGAGCUGGCUUCUUUCGGCAAAGAGGGGGGCACCAUGGGCUUUCGCCACAGAGCCGCCGCUCUCGGUACCGAUCGUAUGGAAGUCCAGGCCCGCAAGUUCUACUCGCAGCGCAACAUGUACCUCUGUGGAUUCACCCUCUUCCUGUCUCUUAUCCUCAACCGCACUUACACCAUGAUCCUUGAUGUCCUCCGUCUUGAGGACAGAGUCAGACUCCUCGAGGGUGACAAGAAGGCUGGCGGUAAGGACUCCGCUCGUCUUGCACAGGCCGGUGAGAUUGGCGAAAUCGGCCGUCUCAAGGAGGAGCUCGCAGCCAAGGACCGUGACAUUGAGACCCUGAAGAAGCAGUGUGAGGGUCUCACCCGCGAGUACCACAAGCUUGGUGACGAGGUGUCUGGUGAGAAGGGUGAGGCUCCCAAGAAGGACCAGUAG
This is a messenger RNA of Aspergillus costaricaensis CBS 115574, 912 nucleotides long. RefSeq names its product putative BAP31 domain protein. Gene Ontology annotation, biological process: intracellular protein transport; endoplasmic reticulum to Golgi vesicle-mediated transport. NCBI's taxonomy places the organism in Eukaryota, Fungi, Ascomycota, Eurotiomycetes, Eurotiales, Aspergillaceae. The transcript is spliced from 4 exons. Gene Ontology annotation, cellular component: endoplasmic reticulum membrane; endoplasmic reticulum. The record is from RefSeq and is a predicted model, not a curated record. The coding region runs from base 262 to 912 and encodes 216 amino acids.